AAAACAAAGCAUCUGAAUAUUAUUAUUAGACGGAUUUUAAUUUUUGAUCUUUAGCAGAACGUAACUUUUAAGUCAUUCCGAUUGAAAUGUUUGUUGAGCGGUCCCCAAUUUCCGGCACCUCUUCGUGCACAAGUCCUUACGACCACAACCAACAGAGAGAGAAGGUGAUGAGCUACGAAGCUGCAUCCUGUCACAACUCCAAGAACUCUCCUAGGACAAUCCCGAUACAGAGUCCCACCAUAUCUAACUCAGAGAGGACGGUUUACAGGGGGAGUAGGAAGAUAGAGAAAGGAGAGCGGGAAAGAAAAAGGGUCGCUGAUAUCAGGAAGAAUGUGGAUAUGCUUAGGGAGAGGAUACAGGAUGGAAAACAUCCAGAAUUCAUGAAAGGCAGCUCCAAGAAACCAACAAGGUUGCAGACCCUGAAAACAGCUAUCUGCUAUAUCUGUUCACUCUCUAAAGAACUUCAGGGAGACAGAUGGGAGUGCAGAUGUGUGCAGAUGGGAAUGGAACACAGACAGAUCACAGGAAGACCCGGUAGACAAGUUCUACCCCCUCCAAACCGUGCCAGCAGGACAACUCUACACAGCUACGAGAACCCCCACCACACCCACCACGUUACCAGUCACGUGACCAGUCUCAACCGGGGCUUCCCUCCCUCUCUAUCAUACGGACACUUUAAGUGAGGCAACAGAAUUUCGAUAAUUUUCGAUUAUGAGAACUAUGUGUUUUGGCCUCUGUAUUUGAUUCUGAGACAGGUUUCUGAGAUGAUUGCAUUGAUAAAUUAUAUCUGAAAUGUCGGUAAACUCCUGCUAAAA
This is a messenger RNA of Bolinopsis microptera, 815 nucleotides long. RefSeq names its product achaete-scute complex protein T8-like. Bases 87 to 683 code for a protein of 198 amino acids. Lineage: Eukaryota; Metazoa; Ctenophora; Tentaculata; Lobata; Bolinopsidae. The transcript is spliced from 5 exons. The record is from RefSeq and is a predicted model, not a curated record. Gene Ontology annotation, molecular function: protein dimerization activity.